This is a messenger RNA of Alnus glutinosa, 1580 nucleotides long. Its product is annotated as beta-ureidopropionase. The coding region runs from base 125 to 1378 and encodes 417 amino acids. The record is from RefSeq and is a predicted model, not a curated record. NCBI's taxonomy places the organism in Eukaryota, Viridiplantae, Streptophyta, Magnoliopsida, Fagales, Betulaceae. The transcript is spliced from 6 exons. Gene Ontology annotation, molecular function: beta-ureidopropionase activity.
CGCUUCAAAGGUUUUACCAUUCUCAGAGAGACAAAAUCGUCUUCACUCUUCAUCAUCCUGAGUAGAUUCCGUUCCACCACCAUUCUCUGUCUCGAUCUCCGCGUGCAAGAACUGAAAGAAAGAAAUGGAGAAAGCCCAGGAGGUUGAAGCUGAAAAUGGAGAAGGCACAGAAGAAAGCAAGUCCCUGAAAGACGGUUCCAUUUGUGGGUACGAGUCACUUCACUCUCUCCUGAGCGCCAAUCUCAAGCCUGAGCUCUUCCAGGAAGUCAGCCGCUUGCUACUUGGGCUUAAUUGUGGAAGGACACUUGAUAAGAUAGUUCUCCCAGAACCCACUAAAGCUCUCUCUUCAGAACAUGAUUUUGACCUUCAGGCUUUCUGCUUUCGCGCUGACAAAGAAUUAUUGAGAGCACCUCGAGUAGUUAGGGUUGGUCUUAUUCAGAACUCUAUAUCUCUUCCAACAACUGCCCCCUUUCUGGACCAAAAGAGGGCUAUCUUUCAGAAACUAAAGCCAAUCAUCGAGGUUGCUGGUUCUUCAGGAGUCAACAUAUUAUGCCUGCAAGAAGCAUGGAUGAUGCCAUUUGCCUUUUGUACGCGAGAGAAGAGGUGGUGUGAAUUUGCAGAGCCUGUUGAUGGGGAAUCAACGCGAUUUCUUCAGGAUCUUGCACUUAAAUAUAAUAUGGUCAUUAUAAGUUCUAUUCUUGAGAGGGAUGUCAAUCAUGGAGAGACUCUUUGGAACACUGCUGUUAUAAUUGGAAAUCAUGGCAACAUAAUUGGCAAGCAUCGGAAAAACCAUAUACCAAGAGUUGGAGACUUCAAUGAGAGCACAUAUUAUAUGGAAGGCAACACAGGACAUCCUGUUUUUGAGACGGCUUAUGGAAAGAUCGCUGUUAAUAUAUGUUAUGGGAGGCACCAUCCUUUGAAUUGGUUAGCUUUUGGCUUGAACGGUGCGGAGAUUGUUUUCAACCCUUCUGCUACUGUUGGCGAACUCAGUGAACCAAUGUGGCCCAUCGAGGCGCGUAAUGCUGCAAUAGCAAACAGUUACUUUGUUGGGUCAAUCAACCGAAUUGGGACUGAAAUAUUCCCCAAUCCAUUCACUUCGGGGGAUGGAAAGGCACAACAUGCAGAUUUUGGGCACUUUUAUGGAUCCAGCCAUUUUAGUGCCCCAGAUGCUUCUUGCACUCCAUCUCUUUCCCGCAACAGGGAUGGGUUGUUGAUCUCAGACAUGGAUCUUAACCUCUGCAGGCAGCUAAAAGACAAGUGGGGCUUCCGGAUGACUGCCCGGUAUGAGGUGUAUGCAGAGUUGCUUGCUAGUUAUCUGAAGCCAGAUUUCGAGCCCCAAGUCAUUUCUGACCCCUUGUUACAUAAGAAGACUUUGUAAAUUUCAGGUACUAUGAAGAGUUCAUCUGAAAAUAAUAAUAAAAAAUAAUUAAAAACUGUGUUGGAAUAAUGCCUCAAGUUCUCUGUAAAAAUAUACGUACUCGGUGUUGACUUGAGAAUACUCGUUGUUUUUAAAAUGUAAUUGUUCAGUUAGAUAGCCAGUAUUGCCUGGGGCUAUAAAUUAAAUUCUCAGUUUAAUAUCA